CUGCCUCCGCGCCUGCUCCGCUCGCGGGGACGAGUCCGGCGCCUCGAGGCCGGGGCGGCUUCCUACGCAGAGCCAAGCUGCCCGGCCUUCGGGGAGUGCAGGCAGGACUUUACGCUGAGAUGUGAGGAGGCUGCCUGGAUUAAGAGGGGCGCUCUGGGCACCAGGCCCCUUUCAGACUGAGAGCAACUGAUGCCAUGGAGAAGCCCCUGCCCACCUCUUCACUCACCUGGUCCUGCCCACUGUGAGACCUUUUCACUGAGACCCCGGAGGCGCCACCCCUGUAAGCCAGCCCCCUGCCCCUGCCCAGCCCGCCAUGUGUGAAGUCAUGCCCACAAUCAACGAGGGGGACCCCCUGGGGCCUCCCCACGAAGCCGGUGCUGACGCCAGCUUUGAGCAGCUGAUGGUGGACAUGCUGGAUGAGCGGGAGAAGUUGCUAGAGUCCCUUCGGGAGAGUCAGGAGGCUUUGCUGGCGACACAGAGCCGGCUCCAGGAUGCCCUGCAUGAGCGAGACCAGCUCCAGCGCCACCUUAACUCUGCCCACCCCCAGGAAUUUACCACCUUAACCCGGGAGCUGAGUAUGUGUCGGGAGCAGCUUCUAGAGAGGGAGGAAGAGAUAUCAGAGCUGAAAGCAGAGCGGAAUAACACAAGGUUGCUUCUGGAACAUCUGGAGUGCCUGGUGUCCCGCCAUGAGCGGUCACUGAGGAUGACUGUGGUGAAGCGUCAGGCUCAAUCACCAUCAGGGGUUUCCAGCGAGGUGGAGGUGCUGAAGGCUCUCAAGUCACUGUUUGAGCACCACAAGGCCCUGGAUGAGAAGGUGCGAGAGCGGCUCCGGGCGGCCCUCGAGAGAGUGACCACUUUGGAAGAGCAGCUGGCGUGUGCCCACCAACAGGUGUCUUCCCUACAGCAGGGGGCAGGGGUUCGGGAUGGAGUGGCCGAAGAAGAGGGGACUGUGGAGCUGGGACCAAAAGCCCUGUGGAAGGAGGACGUGGGCCAGGUUGAGGAGCUGCAGGAGCUUCUGGAGAAGCAGAACUUUGAGUUGAGCCAGGCCCGGGAGCGACUGGUCACCCUGACAGCAACUGUGGCUGAACUGGAGGAGGACCUGGGCACAGCCCGCCGGGACCUCCUCAAGUCGGAGGAGCUGAGCAGCAAACACCAGCGGGACCUCCGGGAAGUGAGCAGGGGCCUGGGCCUGACGCUGUCUUUCUGGGCUCUAGCCCAGAAGGAGGACAUGGAGGAGCGGAUCACCACCCUGGAGAAGCGCUACCUGGCUGCUCAGCGUGAGGCUGCAUCAAUCCAUGACCUCAACGACAAACUGGAGAAUGAGCUGGCCACUAAGGAAUCCUUGCAUCGCCAGUGUGAGGAGAAAGCCCGAUAUCUGCAGGAGCUACUGGAGGUAGCCGAGCAGAAACUUCAGCAGACGAUGCGCAAAGCCGAGACGCUGCCAGAGGUGGAGGCUGAGCUGGCCCAAAGAGUUGCGGCCCUCACCAAGGCUGAAGAGCGACAUGGCAACAUUGAGGAGCACCUCCAACAGCUGGAGGGACAGCUGGAGGAGAAGAACCAAGAGCUGGCGCGGGUGCGUCAGCGGGAGAGGAUGAACGAAGCCCACAACAAGCGGCUGUCAGACACGGUGGACCGGCUGCUGAGCGAGGCGAAAGAGCGCCUGCAGCUCCACCUCAGGGAGCGCAUGGCAGCCCUGGAGGAGAAGAACACGUUGAUCCAAGAGCUGGAGACCUCCCAGCGGCAGAUUGAAGAGCAGCACCAUCACAAGGGCCGCCUGUCUGAAGAGAUUGAGAAACUGCGCCAAGAGGUGGACCAACUGAAGGGUCGAGGAGGACCAUUUGUGGAUGGCAUCCAUUCCAGGGCGUACACGGGCAGUGCGACGGAUGUGCGGUUCUCCCUGAGCACAGCUGCCCACGCAUCCCAAGGUCUGCAUCGUUGUUACUCAGCACGGCGGGAACAGUCUGCCAAGGACUGGGAGCCAUCUCCACCGCCUGAGGUGCUGGUCCCGACAGCCACCCCUGCCUUUGACAGUGACCGUGAAAUCUCUGAUGUGGAUGAGGAUGAACCAGGGGGUCUGGUGGGCUCCACGGAUGUUGUCUCCCCCAGCAGCCACUCAGACGCCCAGACCCUGGCCAUGAUGCUGCAGGAGCAGCUGGAUGCUAUCAAUGAGGAGAUCAGGAUGAUCCAGCAAGAGAAGGAGUCCACAGAGCUCCGUGCCGAGGAGCUGGAAACUCGAGUGACUAGUGGCAGUAUGGAGGCCCUAGACCUGACCCAGCUGCACAAACGAGGUUCCAUCCCCACCUCUCUGACUGCCUUGUCCCUGGCCAGCGCAUCCCCUCCACUCAGCGGCCGUGCCACACCUAAGCUUACCUCCCGCAGUGCUGCCCAGGACCUGGACCGAAUGGGGGUCAUGACCUUGCCCAGUGACUUAAGAAAGCAUAGGAGGAAGCUGCUGUCACCAGUGUCUUGGGAAGAGAACCGAGAGGAUAAAGCCACCAUAAAAUGUGAGACUUCUCCUCCUUCCUCACCCAGGACACUGCAGCUAGAAAAGCUUGGCCACCCAGCCCGGAGCCAGGAAGAAGGCAAGAGUGCUUUGGAGGAUCCAGGCAGCAACCCCAGCAGCAGCAACAGCAGCCAGGACUCCUUGCACAAGGGUGCCAAGCGCAAGGGCAUCAAAUCAUCCAUCGGCCGCCUGUUUGGGAAGAAGGAGAAAGGCAGGCUGAUCCAGCCGAGCCGGGAUGGACCCACAGGCCAUGUUGUACUACUAACAGACUCUGAGCUCGGUCUGCAGGAGCCCAUGGUGCCUGCCAAGCUGGGAACCCAGGCAGAAAAGGACCGGAGGCUGAAGAAGAAACACCAGCUGCUUGAAGAUGCCCGGAGAAAAGGAAUGUCCUUUGCCCAGUGGGACGGCCCUACUGUGGUCUCCUGGCUAGAGCUCUGGGUGGGGAUGCCUGCUUGGUAUGUGGCAGCCUGCCGGGCCAACGUUAAGAGUGGCGCCAUCAUGUCAGCCCUAUCGGACACAGAGAUCCAGCGAGAAAUUGGCAUCAGCAAUGCCCUGCACCGGCUCAAGCUCCGGCUGGCCAUCCAGGAGAUGGUGUCGCUGACCAGCCCCUCUGCCCCGCCCACCUCCAGGACUUCUUCUGGGAAUGUCUGGGUCACCCAUGAAGAGAUGGAAACUCUGGCAACAUCCACUAAAACAGACAGUGAGGAGGGAAGCUGGGCUCAGACCCUGGUCUAUGGGGAUAUGAACCACGAGUGGAUUGGGAACCAGUGGCUUCCCAGCCUGGGGCUCCCCCAGUACCGCAGCUACUUCAUGGAGUGCCUCGUGGAUGCUCGCAUGCUGGAUCACCUCACCAAGAAGGACCUGCGGGUCCACCUGAAGAUGGUGGACAGCUCCCACCGAACCAGUCUUCAGUAUGGCAUCAUGUGCCUGAAGAGGCUGAAUUAUGACCGGAAGGAGCUGGAGAAGCGGCGGGAGGAAAGCCAGCAUGAGAUCAAGGAUGUGCUGGUCUGGACCAAUGACCAGGUAGUUCAUUGGGUCCAAUCUAUUGGGCUCCGGGACUACGCAGGAAACCUCCAUGAGAGUGGUGUGCAUGGCGCUUUGCUGGCCCUGGAUGAGAACUUUGACCACAACACACUGGCCCUGGUUCUCCAGAUACCCACACAAAAUACCCAGGCACGCCAAGUUUUGGAGAGAGAGUUCAACAACCUGUUGGCUUUGGGCACAGACCGGAAGCUGGAUGAUGGGGAAGAAAAAGGACUCCGCCGCGCGCCCUCCUGGAGGAAACGCUUCCGCCCGCGGGACCCGCACGGCCGCGCCCCGCUCAGCGCCGCGGCCGACACACUCCCGGCAGCCUUCCGCACGUCCGCCGUGGGGCCCGUGCCGCCUCCACCCCCGCCGAAGAAGAUCACGCCUGAAGCUCGCUCCCACUAUCUCUACGGACACAUGCUCUCCGCCUUCCGGGACUAGCCACAGCCCCCGCAAGGCCAGCUUCCUCCUGCUUGGUAUCACAGGCUCGGAUAGACCUUGCUGUCCUGCUGGUUCCCCUUAACUCCCAGAGCUCCUAGUCUCCUCUCUCAGAAUAUAUUCGUCUACCCCUCAGCAUCCCGCUACCCCAAGUCCACCGUGUGUCCCUCGUAAGGCUCUCUGGGAUGUGUCUGGGUCUCCUGGUGGUGUGAGGCAGCCAGGUCGUCCGUGCUUGUGGGUCUGCGGCAGGGAGAGGAAGGCAGCUGGAGAUAGAUGGAUGGACUCCGCCUUCCGUCUUCUGCAUCUAACAGGUCUGGACUGCACUCUCCACCGGAGACCAGGACGCAGCACCAAGGGCUGGGGUGGCCCUUCCAAGGAAAGGGAGCUUCAGACUUCUUGCUUGGGUCACUUGACAUUCUGGUUUCUGUCUGUCUCUUGGUUGCACUAGA
This is a messenger RNA of Dama dama (fallow deer), 4416 nucleotides long. RefSeq names its product PTPRF interacting protein alpha 4 (gene PPFIA4). The coding region runs from base 314 to 3970 and encodes 1218 amino acids. Gene Ontology annotation, biological process: synapse organization. The record is from RefSeq and is a predicted model, not a curated record. Lineage: Eukaryota; Metazoa; Chordata; Mammalia; Artiodactyla; Cervidae. The transcript is spliced from 31 exons. Gene Ontology annotation, cellular component: presynaptic active zone. Gene Ontology annotation, molecular function: protein binding.